Monoraphidium neglectum is the source of this 849-nucleotide messenger RNA. RefSeq lists its product as hypothetical. Gene Ontology annotation, biological process: pseudouridine synthesis. The record is from RefSeq and is a predicted model, not a curated record. The transcript is spliced from 3 exons. The coding region runs from base 1 to 849 and encodes 282 amino acids. Gene Ontology annotation, cellular component: nucleus. NCBI's taxonomy places the organism in Eukaryota, Viridiplantae, Chlorophyta, Chlorophyceae, Sphaeropleales, Selenastraceae. Gene Ontology annotation, molecular function: RNA binding; pseudouridine synthase activity.
AUGUCUAUAGAAGAGGAUGUUGGCAUCACAGAGUUCAUUAGCGGGAGCCUAGGAGGCUUCACGGGCCUGAUCAAACACAGGUUUACAGAUUUCCAAGUGUCAGAGGUAGGCGUAGACGGAGCAGCCGCGCGCCUCACCACGACCGACUUCACCCCAGACCCAAACGGCCUCGCUGCCGGCGCCGCCGGCGCGGGCGCCGGCGCCACGGGCGCGCGGGCAACGCCGUCUGCGGAGGGCGUGGAGGCGGCUCUGAAGGAGUUUGCUGGGAUCGCUGGGGACGAGAACGGGCGGCGGCUGACGGCGCUGGUGGAGGGGAUUCUCCAGCAGCAGCAGCAGCAGCAGCAGCAGCAGCAGCAGCAGCAGCAGGCAGGCGAGAGCGGAACAGGGAGCGAGCCCGCGGCAGCGCCGCAGGACGAGGCGCCCCCCGGCGCUCGCACGGAAGCGGGGGCGGCUGCGCCGGCAGCGUUGGUGGCUACGCUGCUGCCUGUGGAUAGCAAGGAUGCGCGCAAGGCGAUCCACGCCUUCGUCAGGACCGAUCCCCGCCUGCCGCCGCUCGCGUCGGACUCCGCGCCCGACCCCGGCGGCGGCGCGGCGCACGUCAUUCAGAUCACCCCUGCAGCUACCGCCAGCCGCGGCCGGGGCAGCCACGGCGGCGGUGGCGGGGGCGGGGAUAGGAAGCGGGGGAGAGGGGAGUGGAGGCAGGACGCGGGGUGGCCCGGGGGCUCUGGGCGGCGGUAUGUGAAGUUUGUGCUUUACAAGGAAAACAUGGAGACCCAGGUGUGGGGUUUUGGGGGAGCAAGUUUCAGGGUUUUAGAGACAGGGGUUGAGUUGAGGGGUUUUAGGGAGUGA